CUGCCAGAUGUGCAGAUGAACAUGUCCAGCCUGCACAUCCGUAUUUCAGAGUAGUGCGGGUUUUGGUGUCGUGUUUUUUUUUCUCAGGUUGCGUAAGUCUGUCUCUGAGCAGAGGGAUGGAAGGAAGCGAAGCGGAUGAGAAUGAGAGCUGCUCGGUGUGGAAACAGUUUCAGGCAAAAGCAAAGCCUCUGCUGAGUCCCAAACUGAGCGGCAGAGAGCCGGACGAUCAGAGCAAACGGAGCAUUUGGAUGUUUAAGAAAACAAGGCGGAAGGAGACCGUGGCUUUGGACCGGGUCAUCUCCUCCUCUCAGCCCGACCUGCUCUUCUCCUCUCAGGAGGUUCCGAUCAGCGGCAGAGCGGCCGGGAGCGGAUCCCUCCUCGGCCGGGAGAAGAUGCACUCUUCCAUCAAGCGCAGGUCCACGGGCGCGUCUAAACCCACGGUGGCUCAGCUGGUUCAGUCCCACCAUAAGAGCUCCUCGCUGGGCUCUGCGUGCCUAGAGAGGCUGGCGGAGCCUCCGAGCGGCAGCCGCGCGGAGGAAGGAGCCACAGCGGAGGAAACACAUCUGGAGGGGAGGGAGGAGGUGCAGGCGGGCAUGGGGGCAUCCUUCUCCUCAGGGACGUCUGCUGAGGCAGCCGCCCCGUCCUCAGGGAUGUAUAAGCUGGAGAUCGAGCUGAAAAGAGGACACAACCUGGCCAUCCGGGACCGAGGAGGCACCAGUGAUCCCUACGUGAAGUUCAAGCUGGCUGGUAAAGAGGUGUUUAGAAGUAAGACCAUCCACAAAAACCUGAACCCGGUGUGGGAUGAGAAGAUAACGCUGGUCGUGGACAGUCUGAGCGACCCUCUGUACGUUAAGGUGUUUGACUAUGACUUUGGUCUUCAAGACGACUUCAUGGGUUCAGCUUUUCUUUACCUGGAGUCUCUAGAACAGCAGAGGACGAUACCUGUGACUUUGGUGCUGAAGGACCAUCAGCUCCCCAAUGAGGACCUGGGCUGCCUGGAGCUGGCAGUAACCCUGACGCCUAAAAACAGCCCCAUAGAGGAGCAGCGAGACCCAGCGCAAGGCGAAGUUAAGACCUAUCGGUGGAAACCUUAUGUAAAUAAAACCAUGCUGCUCAGGAGAUCCUGGAAACGAUCCACGAAGCAGCAGCAGUCAAUGCGUCUCACUGAGGUCCACCGUAAAUCCCAGCUGUGGCGAGGGAUCGUCAGUAUCACGCUAAUCGAAGGUCGUAACCUCACACCCAUGGACCCCAAUGGCCUUAGUGACCCCUACGCCAAGUUCAGGCUGGGACCACAGAAGUACAAAAGCAAGACGAUGGCAAAGACCCUGAGUCCUCAGUGGAGGGAGCAGUUUGACCUUCAUCUGUAUGAAGAAACAGGAGGCGUUCUGGAGAUCACAGUGUGGGACAAAGACACCGGGAGGAGAGACGACUUCAUCGGACGCUGCCAAUUAGACCUCUCCACUCUGGCGAAAGAGAAGACCCAUCACCUGGAGCUGCCGCUGGAGGAGUCCCGUGGCAUCUUGAAUCUACUGGUCACACUGACUGCUUCCGCCGCCGUCUCCAUAGCUGACCUGUCCCUUACGCCGCUGGAGGACCAAGAGGAGCGCAGAGAAAUCCUCAAACGAUAUAGUCUGAGGAAGUCCUUUUUUAAUCUGAAGGACGUGGGUAUUGUCCAGGUGAAGGUGCUGAGAGCAGAAGGACUUAUGGCUGCAGACGUAACGGGUAAGAGUGACCCUUUCUGCGUGCUGGAGCUGAAUAACGACAGACUGCAGACACAUACUAUAUACAAAAAUCUCAACCCUGAGUGGAACAAAGUCUUCACCUUCAAUGUGAAAGAUGUCCACUCAGUCCUUGAGGUGUCAGUGUUUGAUGAAGACAGAGACAGAAGUGCAGACUUCCUGGGAAAAGUAGCCAUUCCUCUACUAAAUGUCCGCAACGGCGUCCAGAAAGCAUACGUGCUGAAAAACAAGGAGCUCACCGGGUCCACGAAAGGAGUCAUCUUCCUGGAAAUCGAAGUCAUCUACAACACUAUAAAGGCUGCUAUAAAGACUGUGGUUCCUGCAGAGCAGAAGUACAUUGAGGAAGAACCAAAAGUUUCUAAACAGUUGCUGCAGCAGAACUUUAACCGAGUGAAGCGGUGCAUCAUGGUCCUCCUCAGCUACGGUACCUACAUCAACACCUGCUUUGAGUGGGAGUCGUCACAAAGGAGCAUCAUUGCAUUUAUUCUGUUUGUGGUGGUGGUGUGGAACUUUGAGCUCUACAUGCUGCCCCUCGGCCUCGUUCUGCUGCUGGUCUGGAACUACUUCUUCUCAUCAAGCAGAGAAAUGUCUGAGGCGUCCAUGGAGACCAUGUUUGAUUGCGAGGAUGAAGAAGAAGACAAAGAAGAAAAGGACUCAGAGCACAAAGGCUUCAUGGAUAAACUCUACGCCAUCCAGGAGGUGUUCAUCAGUGUGCAGAGUGCCCUGGAUGAAGUAGCAUCGUUUGGAGAGAGGUUAAAGAACACCUUUAACUGGACAGUGCCUUUUCUGAGCUCGUUGGCGAUCGCUGCCUUAUGUUUGGCCACAUUUCUGCUCUACCUCAUACCACUACGAUACCUUGUGCUCGCAUGGGGUGUGAAUAAGUUCACCAAAAAGCUUCGCGAUCCAUACAGGAUCGAUAACAACGAGCUUCUUGACUUCCUGUCCAGAGUCCCGUCUGAUGUUCAAAUGAUGCAGUAUUAUGAUCUGAAGAUGGAUCCCGGACAAAGCCCCAACAAACGCAGGAGGACCAACCCGAGCUAGCUCUAAACUGUGUCAAUUUAUUGUAAUUUUAGAUCUGAUUUAUUACCAGUUUCUCUUGUAUAUUUGAUUCAGAUGCAGAGAAAUAUUUUUUUUAUUUUGUUCCUACCAGACUGAAUUAUUUUAUAAGUAUUUGAAAGAAAAUGCAUUUUUUUUUAUCCCAUUUAUCUUUCUGCAUAUAAACAUGUUUAAGUGAUGAAAAAUGAAUUUGUGUUACACGUGCAGUCUGCAUGCAGUGCUGGUGUUGCAUGAACUCUCUAAAAACAUUUCUUUUGAAUUGAAUGUAUUUUCAGCGUGUGACUUUUCUAAAAUCAGAGCUGCAUGCUGUUCUUGCUGCUUAUUAGUCAAAUCCUCCUAGAUCUGCACCGUUCACUUUUAUACUUUAAUUUAGUUUUUCCUCUAAUUCAUGUCAACAAGGCAAAGCAGUGCUAUUGUGUGAAUUUAGCACCAAAUAAAUCUCACUUAUUUUUUCUCAGGAUAACUACUGCUAAAAGAUUUCUCAACUGAAAUGGAUCAUUUUGAAUUAAG
This is a messenger RNA of Cyprinodon tularosa, 3305 nucleotides long. Its product is annotated as multiple C2 and transmembrane domain-containing protein 1-like. Gene Ontology annotation, molecular function: calcium ion binding. The coding region runs from base 117 to 2780 and encodes 887 amino acids. Gene Ontology annotation, cellular component: synaptic vesicle membrane. The record is from RefSeq and is a predicted model, not a curated record. The transcript has 22 exons. Gene Ontology annotation, biological process: regulation of neurotransmitter secretion. Lineage: Eukaryota; Metazoa; Chordata; Actinopteri; Cyprinodontiformes; Cyprinodontidae.